AUGGCUGAUUUGCGUGAACAGCGCGCGGCCGUCAAAUUUUACUUCCUGCUCGGAAAAACAGGCACAGAAACCUUUGGGAUGUUGAAAACAGCUUACAAAGGUGAUGCUUUAGGGAAAACUCAAGUAUUUGAGUGGUUUUCCCGUUNCCAACGAAAAUGUAGAAAAAAUUCACAAAAUUAUCCUGGAAGAUCGACGGCAAACCAUCAAAGAAGUAGUGAAGAGAUCUGGUGUGACAUGGAGUUUAGUACAGAGAAUUUUAAGUGAAGAUUUGGGGAUGAGACGGGUGGCUGCAAAAUUUGUUCCUCGACUGCUAACUGAACAGCAAAAACAAGGCCACGUGGAAUCAUGUUCUUCUUUGAAAGAAUUCCAAAAUUACCUGAACUUCUUUUCCAAGGUCAUUACAGGUGACGAAUCAUGGUGCUAUGGAUAUGGUCCUGAAACCAAGCAACAGUCGAGCCAAUGGAAGACUCCAGCAUCGCCUCGCCCUUAA
Molecule: messenger RNA, 490 nt
Organism: Cinara cedri
Lineage: Eukaryota; Metazoa; Arthropoda; Insecta; Hemiptera; Aphididae
Source: the annotation of a GenBank genome assembly